UAUACUGCUCAGUGAGACUACCGACACUAUUAAUGUUUCUAACCUAUGUAAAUUUUGGGUUAUAUUUAAAAAGUUGGCCGACAACUGAAAAGAUUGUUUUGGUUUUCAUUAUUUGAGGAAAUGACUGUAUUUGAAAUAUUGCUCAAAUUUUAAAUGGAGAUUAGACCACACUGGAAGAAGAUUUGGCUCUCUUUAAAAGGAGAGAGCCCCUAUAUAACACCCAAAGAUGUAAAAAAUAUUUUAGAUAUUACAGGAGAAAAUUUAUUAGAAGGCAUAACAUUUUAUAAAAGCCAUUCCCUUGAGUUAUAUGUGAAGUGGAAGUCUUCAACUGUAAAAGAAACCAACAAUGUAGUGGAGGCUUUCAUAAAAAGUAUUUCAAUAAACUUUAAUAUAAAUGCAGAUGCUGCAUGGAUUACUUUCUGUAACUACUUAAUGUAUGAAUAUUAUGGAAAAUUUGAAGACAUUAAUGAUAACUUCAGAUCUGAAUUAUUUUGUCAAAGUUUACUAAAUUCUGUUUGGAAGUUUUAUAAUUCUGAGCGAAUGUUUCUUAUUAAGAUUUUGAGAUAUGUAAUAGAGAAAAGUAAAACAGACAAUGUUUACAAAAAUGAAUUUACAAAUUUUGUAAAUGCGAAGAGUGUAUCUGUAAUACGUAGUUGUCUAUUAAAACAACUUGACUUCUUAAUUCAAGAGAGAACCGAGUGCAGUACAGAAAAAUAUUUAUUUUAUGAUGAAUGGUUUGAUAGAAAUUACAGAGAACAACUUGAAAUUAUGGUUACUAUAUUAACAAUAAGUUACUGUGAAAAAUUUAGUGACAAUGAUUUAAAAAGUUUGUUCAGUUUAUUUCAAAGGCAGAAUAUUGGGGAUACUAAUUUAAAAGAAAAAGAUGCUUCUGAAAAUUUUACCCUAUUAGGAAGUAUAAAGUGUGUACAAAAUGCGACUAUACUUAUAGCAGUUCAGGAGUGGUGGGGUGAUAAAAAGUUAUGGUUACAUUUCGGAGAUUACAUGAAAGAAAUGAUUUCCUAUGUUUAUCAGGAUACAGACUACGCAAAUAUAAACUUAAUUUAUGCUGUGUUACUUGUAAUUUUACAAAAUUCAACAGGUAGUCAUGGAUGGAAAAUGGAAGAAUACCAAAAAUACUUAGAAUUUGCAAUAGAAAAUAAAGUUUUUAGAAUUCUGUAUUAUAUCCUGUGUAAUCCCGUUCUUCAGAGUCCCCUAAUUCUACAACAAUUACGUAAAGCUUGUUGUUGUUACAUGGAAGCUGUUUGUUUCUAUUUUAACACAGAUGAUCUAAUUUAUACAGAAGAUGGUUCUGUCUUAGUUCUUUGUGAACUUCUGAAAGAACGUUACAUCGUGGACUCUAUAAUCGGGGAGAAAUUACCUGCAUUAAAAACUUUAUACAAAUGUGCUGUGAGAUUAUUUCCUUUUGACUUCGAGCCUUUAACACGCAUCUCGAAAGCUGUAGCAACGCAUUCAGAUUACGUUAAAAAAGUAAUACAUGAUUUAGAAAAUUUAGGGGGUUUUACGGAAAUAUAUUCUACGAAAAAAGGUGAAGUAGAAACGCUUAUUCUUUCAAAUGAAUACCGACCCUUUGAUAACGACACUUUAAUAAUUGAUAGUGGAACUCCUGUUACUAUCUGGAAGGGUUUACAAAGAAGUUAUGUUACUUACAAAGUUAAAUACAGUUACUUUGUUAUUCUUCAAAGACUUUUGGAUAUUUUCGUGAGAAGUAUAGAGCAACGAAGCUCCAUUAACUUGGAGGUUUUGGAUCAAAUAGUUCUGGGUUUUGAACUUUUUAAAGAUUUAGCACAGUAUGACUUGAAGAGUACGAUUGAAAAUUUCAAUAUUGAAGGCUGUCUUAUGUACAUUAAUCAGUUGGUAAUUAACUCAUGGAAAGCUAUCUAUGAUGACCCACGCGUGGUUAAGCUUUGUUUUAAACUUUGUCUAGUUAUGAUGGAAUACAAAAGCAAAGAUACAAUCGACUUUUUAGUCGAACGUAAUUACCUACCAAAACCCGCAUUUAGAAGUAAUAGCUUAAUUGAAUUGUUAACGAGUAGUUUAUAUCAAGAAGCAAAAGUAACGAAAGCUAUUUUGAAAGGAAAUUUUAAUUCAGAUGUUAUUGAAAUAGUGGAACUUUACGUGAAUUUUGUACAGCUAAUUUUAAAUAUGAAAUACUCAGAAAGAGUUCAAGCUACUGGUUUAGUUUUUGUGCUUCUUCACAUUUACCCAAAAUUGACAGCCACAAAUUUCGAGGGAAACUGGAAAUUUUUACAUGUUAUCAAUAAAUGUUUGAAGAUACUUAUAUUUAUUUUGGAAGAGAAUUUAAAACCCAAAAAAGAAAGAAGUUCUGUUUAUGAUAAACUAAUUCAAGUUAUGAUGGAAUCAGAUACAAUUUUAAAGUCGAUUGUGCGAAUUUUUGCAGUUAGUAAUGCUGCCGUACAAGAAGAAAUGGAAAAGGAAACAAAUUGGGAAAACGGUCAAAGCGUUGUUUAUCUCGCAUGCAUUAAAAAUUCUUUAAUUGCAACGAAACUUUUUCUUACAUCACUCAACGCAAACUAUGAAGAAAAUCAGCAAAAUGCAAUUACAAGAAAAAUGUGUCAAAUUCAGUACCAGAAGAACAACAUUGUGAAAAUUCUGUCAACCUAUCUGAAUUAUUCGUUUGAUAUAAUCAUUCCAAAAAUUGUUUGCAGGAUUAUUCGCUGCCUUGCUCAGAAUCGAAAGUUACUUGUUUACGCAAUGCUCGAAGCGGACCAUCAUCAAGUAAAUGCCAUGUUUUUGGAUAGAUUAAGAGAUCCAUUAUACGAUGAAGAUACCAAAGUUGCGAUCGUUGAACUUGUGGCAACUUGUGUCGAAUCACAAUUUGGAAUGACGGCAGCUUUCUUUAACAUUUUUGAUGCUCAGAAACACAGUAAAAGCAAGCAAGGCAAACCACGUCCUCAUGUGUAUGGAGAGAACAUAGCAAAUUUUAUGAUAGAGUAUCUUAAUAACAUUAAAAAUUCAUUGGAAUAUUUAAAUAACCCUUUACAAAACGCAAUAUUACACCUGUUUUACAAAUUGUGGGUGAAUAAAAAAUCAUAUUUAAUCUCUUCUAUAACUCAAAAAGAAGAAUUUUGGUCAUUACUCAUAGACCCGUUGUUCCAUGAUUUCAAAUUUAACGCCGAGACUUACAUGAAAAUAUUCGCAAUAAUAACAGUAGAACUGUAUUCAUGGAGAAGUGAUAUUGAAAAAACUAGAGAUGUAAAAGUGACUACAAGCGAUAUGAGCAUUUCUACCAUUUAUUCAGAUGAAUGUCGAAAGUUUGAAGAAACCGUAUCCGAAUCAGAGGACGACGUUUUAAUUAAAUUAAAAGCAAAAGAAAAUCUAAAAAAGGAAAUAACAAAAUUGCUCACCUACAAAAAUGGUUAUAUUGAGAAGUGGAUAAAAUUCAUGCAAUCAAGAAUGGAAAGUAAAGUAAAAUUUGACUGCGAUGUAGACGCAUUGUGUUUACUCAGGGCAUGGAAAAAUUUUCUUGUUAUGACCAAGAAAAUCAUUCCUGCUGUAUUAAACGAACAAUCUAAAACAAUCGUAUUGACAAAAAGAGAUUGUUUAAAUGGAUUGCUACAUUAUCUUACUAAUAAUCCUACAGAACCGAGAAUUUUAAAUGACUAUACAGAGCUUCUGUUACUUUUGGUGUCACAUUAUUCGUUUAGUAGUGAAUCUAAUAUACAUCACGACUUUGAGAAGCUGAUAAAUAUACUAGGUUGCCUUACCAAUUACUAUGCAGAUAUAAAAAAAUCCGUGAAGGAAUCGAUAUUAACUAUUCUAUGUCACAUAAUAGAGCAGCAUUCGCAUUUUUUUGAGUCAAAUCCUACAAAUACGGCGAAAUUAUUGGACAUAUUUUGCAGACUUUUUACUUUCGAAUAUGAAUAUUUGAUGAUUGAUUUAGUAACAUCAAAAUCAAACAAAGAAAUACAGCAAGUUGAAGUUGGUUACGAGAAAUAUAUCGCUUGGAACUUGCUUCUUUCGAUUAUAAAUAGAUUUCUAAAUCUUAAAACUAUUGAUCAACAUUUGUAUUAUUUUAAAAAUUUCCAAAUUUUACCAAGUCUUCUCAAAUCAAUAGAAUACUUUGUUAAUGAUUGUAACCUGUUAAAACUUGCUAAAGUUACUGUAAAGUGCUUGGUUAAUUAUGCACAGUCUCCACUUGCUGAACACUUUCUAAUGUUUGAUUUAAAUAAUUUUUACGAAUCAGUUCGACCUCCUAAACAGUAUAUUAACAUUGCCAUAAAGCCAUUGACGGAUGACGUUCCAUGGUACUUAAAGGAGUUUUGGAUCAUUUAUGCAUUCCUCCUCAACUUAUUUCACAUUUUACAAGUCAAAUUUGGCUUUUUAAUGUUAGAAUAUAGCUUAUCAUUCAUGCAUUUGUACGACGACAUACUCAAGUAUCUCGCAGGUUUAGUGCAAUUAACGACUGAUACUACAGCAUUACAAUUAACUUGCUCAUGUCUCAAAUUCUUUGAGGCAAUAUUCCAAUUUAAAGGGAAAUGGUGGGCUCAAAAUGAGCAAUCUUUUAAUUCCAUACUUAAUUCAAUCAAGGAAACCCUUAACAUAAGUGUUGGAGUUAUUUUAAGACCAAAUAUUCUAGUUUUCAAGGCAGAAGGGAACCAGUAUCUUAAAUUCAAUAAAAUAGAAACCGUGCCUGAAGAUGAACUUAUUAAACUUAUUGAUAUGCAUAUUCAAAUAAUUUCCUGGUGUUUACGGUGCCUUUUAAGAUGUAGUCCGGAUUUGAUCGAAAUUUUACAUCCUAUUAAAACUCGCAGGAUAUUUUUUGAUUUGGUGGAGCAUGAUUACAGAGUUCCAAAAUUAAUUCUUGAAAACCCUCAAACCCUCAAUUAUGGAACUCUUCUUUGUACCAUGCACUUCCUAUGCAAAACAUUGACGCAGAUAGCACAGCACAGUAAUCAUUUGGUAAUACUUCGUAAAAAACGAGUUGCAAGAUUCAAAGGAUUUAAUAUCCUAGGAAACGACAAUGAACCAUCUCUAACAGAUUUCAGAAGAGAAGAUAGGGGCGAUAAUGUAGAGACGAGAGAUGCAUAUUUUGGGAGAGAUGCAAGCGAACUCUUCCUGUCACCUGAAACUCUCCAUGCUACACAAAGAUUUGCUACGUCUGGUGUCUGUGGCAUGUCUGUUCCCUGGCUGGUUUCCCUAGAUUCCAAACUGGUUGCUUACACUUUAGAAAUAUUAACCACAUUUUUGGGCCAACAGAUAUUCAUUUCAUUACAAGAUCCUUCCACUUUACAUCGCCAGCAGCUACAGUUUAUUAAAAGGGAACUUUGCUCAGAGCUUCAAUUUUUCCACGACUUUAUACGAAAACGUGUUACUUAUUUGUAUGAUUAUACCGUCCAAGGUAGUCACGUUUUUAGAUCGUUUGCUGGAAAAUCUUGGAACGAAAUCGAAAAAAUCAUGCCAGAUUUAUAUCCUGCACAUUCAAAAUACUGGGGUGUUCAGAAAAUGGAACCGGGGGAGACUGCUAGUAUUUAUUCGAAAUUAAUCGCCGAAGAUACGCAGCAUAACGUCAAUAAUAAUGUUCCUUUUUUUGUCGAAGAGGACUAUUUACUUUUCAUUUCUCAUUGGUUUAUAAAUAUGUGUUCACUGACUCAUUGAACUUUUUUAUAUUCAGUACCUAUCGAUUUUGAGGUGACAAUAAUCUGAUUGCAGCGUUUUAAAAUAAAAAAAUGGAUUUAAUCCUU
Agrilus planipennis (emerald ash borer) is the source of this 5723-nucleotide messenger RNA. RefSeq names its product nucleoporin NUP188 homolog (gene Nup188). Gene Ontology annotation, molecular function: structural constituent of nuclear pore. NCBI's taxonomy places the organism in Eukaryota, Metazoa, Arthropoda, Insecta, Coleoptera, Buprestidae. Bases 154 to 5637 code for a protein of 1827 amino acids. The record is from RefSeq and is a predicted model, not a curated record. Gene Ontology annotation, biological process: RNA export from nucleus; protein import into nucleus. The transcript is spliced from 13 exons. Gene Ontology annotation, cellular component: nuclear pore inner ring.